AUGGGUCAGGAACGCGAGCCCUGCGGAGGACUGCCCGAGCAGACGACGGCUACAGACAACCCUCAUUUUACCCUUUUCGGCGACUCGAUUAUGACCCCUGCCGCUAAAAUCGCCAAAGCUCGCGCUAUCGCCAGAUCGCCUCGGCUGCACACUCUCAACCCGAAUGAGGUCAAUGUGUUGAUCCAGAACCUGGGUGACAUUACCUCUGAACAAGCAAAAGAGAUCGGCCGGCGCUGGCACAGCGUGAAGAAAGAACCUUCCCCCGAGCGCAGAUGGGUCCCUGGCAGGGAAGACGAGGACCACUCCUGUCCAGAGAUGCUUCCAAAGGCCAGAGAUGGACCCGGAGCUGAGCCCAAUAGCAAAAUCUACCAGUAUCUCGCUCAACCACGACUGUCUCCAGAUGUGGAAAAUCCGGAGCCUUGGGCGGAUUUUGGAACACCAAGUGUACUCCCCGAUCACAUCUAUGGAGAUGAAGGUUUCCCAAACCCCAAUUGGUCAAAGCACAAGAUUGACAACGAGAAAUUCAGGUCGCAGUGGAAAGUCCGGAAUGAGGCCCAUGUGAAGGCCUACGAGGAUUCCCAGCCCAUGUUCCCAAUUGUCAUAAACGGCCAGCUGACAUUGACCACUGAGAUGCAAAAGAUCAUCUACACUCCGAAGCCAACCACCACGGAGGAUGCCAUGUUGCCGAUCGAGCCUGAAGACCGCUGGAACAACUGGCAUUACUCGUACAGGGUCUCGUCUAUCUCGCUUCCCAAUGAAGUGGUCAGGGAUCAGUUCUUCAGCUGGUUUAAUCAGCUUCCAGAUGACCCCCAAGUGGUGAACAUUUUCCGAGCUGCCUUUUUCAAUGGAACUGCCUUGUCCGACGGCAUCUCUGACAUGUUCCUGCCGGACUUGAAGCAUCUCCCUACGCCCCGAAAUAUGCAGGAGACGCUCACCCGUCUCCACUGGCACGAGACAUCGGAAGGGUACGUGUACAACUGGAGCCCUGCGAACCAGAAGCGUAUCAAGGCCGAAGAAGAGCGACAGAAGGAGUUGCGCCGCACCGCACCGCACCGUGCCUGGCUCAAUCUGCCACCAGGUUCCAAGAUCGUCCAUCCCAGCGUCUACCUGCGUCCAGCGGAGCUCUAUGAUGCCGAGCGAGUCCUGGAGAUUAUGCAGUGGUACACAGAUACCUCUUUCGCCAGUGGUGAUGUCAAGCCCAUGGACCGAGCAGGUUACGAGAAACUGCUUUCUUUCUGCCGUGAUGAAAAGCUCCCUUUCAUUGUUGCUGCCCAGCGUGGCGAGAUCCGAUACUUCGAUAACCACAUCGAUCCCGCCGUUGGAUUCGCCUACGUUGGCUACCACCGUGCCACCAACGACGCCGACGCCUCCAUUGGCGAGCUGCAAGUUUUCGUCCAGGAAAAGAUCAAGAGACACCACAUCGGACGGGCUCUUAUCCACAUGACUCUCUCUUGCUUCGAGACUGAUCUCACUGCUGGAAUUACCGGCGACUACCGCUUUGAUACAAAGGGCACAGUGCAGUACGGCCCCGGCACUUGCCGACCUCUCAGUACGCUGCUUUGCGCCGUUGCAGAUCGACCCGGACCACAGAAGGAGCACAAAUGGGUGAAGGAAUGGCUGAAGAGGGACUUUGGCUUCCAAGAGAAGUGUGUUUUCGAAGGUGCCAGAAUGAAGUUCGGCAAACCGUUUGACCUUUAUUACAUGGCUCGCCAAGUCUCUUCCCAGGAAAUAACCGCACUUGGUGGUGAAGUGGACGAGGCUAAUGCUUCCCCACAGUCAGCCAGUGUGGAUGUUGCUCCUCUGAUUGACUUAUUCGACUAA
This is a messenger RNA of Penicillium brevicompactum, 1821 nucleotides long. RefSeq names its product GNAT family N-acetyltransferase. The transcript has 2 exons. NCBI's taxonomy places the organism in Eukaryota, Fungi, Ascomycota, Eurotiomycetes, Eurotiales, Aspergillaceae. The coding region runs from base 1 to 1821 and encodes 606 amino acids. The record is from RefSeq and is a predicted model, not a curated record.